Fusarium tjaetaba is the source of this 1080-nucleotide messenger RNA. RefSeq names its product isopenicillin-N n-acyltransferase. The record is from RefSeq and is a predicted model, not a curated record. Lineage: Eukaryota; Fungi; Ascomycota; Sordariomycetes; Hypocreales; Nectriaceae. Bases 1 to 1080 code for a protein of 359 amino acids. The transcript has 2 exons.
AUGCUAGAAGUCCACUGCUCUGGCACGCCCUAUGAGAUUGGCCAUCAACAUGGCACAGCUGCAAAAGACAGGGUUGUAGGAUCUAUCGCCUUUUACAAAGAUCUGUUCCAAGAAUCAUGCGCCAUGGACUGGGAGGCAGUACGCCAAGAGGCUCAGCAAUACAUUCAGCCUCUGCAAACACUAUUCCCACGCUAUUUCGAGGAGCUUCAAGGUUUAGCGGACGGCGCUGGCUUCGAGCUAGUUGAUAUCGUCGCUCUCAACGUUCGAACAGAGAUCACAUUCGGCUUAUAUACUCGAGUCCCGAGUGCACCUAUCCAGACCGAUGGCUGUACGAGUGCUGCAUAUCGUCAGCCAAACGGGGAGGUUCUCCUUGCGCAGAACUGGGACUGGCAGCCUGAACAAGCACCUAAUCUGUUCAUCUGUCAUAUCUCCCAGCCUGGGACAGAUAUACCCGAUAUCUCCAUGGUGACUGAAGGAGGUGUAAUUGGCAAGAUUGGUAUCAACUCCUCUGGUGUAGGCACCUGUCUAAACGCUAUCCGAGCUCGGGGUGUUGAUAACACCAAAAUUCCCAUCCAUCUCGCCCUGCGAACAGCUUUGGAAUCUCAUUCGGCGCGCGAAGCAGCCAAGAAGCUGUAUGAAGUGGGCACGGCAGGAAGUGGUCAUAUUCUCGUGUCAGAUCCAUCUGAAGCUAUAGGCUUGGAAUGCACCAGCAUAGGGAUCAAAGAGAUCAACUUUGACGGCAACGGAACACUUAUUCACACGAACCAUCUACUUCUUGACCAUCCCGGGGUGGAUGAGCCUGGCUGGAUACCCGAUUCCACGGAUCGCAUCAAGCGCAUCGCCCAGCUUCUUGAUGAGAGAUUAGACACUUCAACCAUCGACCAUUCUUCAUUCUUUGACUUUUUUAAGGAUGAGCAAGGUUAUCCAACAGCAAUCAACCGUGAUCAGUUCUCGCCCGGGAACGGCAAAGCAACACUUUUCAACAUUAAUAUGGACCUGACCAAGAGAAAAGCGAUUGUCACUAUGGGGAGGCCAACGAAUUGGACUGAGAGAAUUCAACUAUCACCAGGCUUAGCUUAG